Molecule: messenger RNA, 6761 nt
Organism: Ruditapes philippinarum (Manila clam)
Lineage: Eukaryota; Metazoa; Mollusca; Bivalvia; Venerida; Veneridae
Product: negative elongation factor A-like
Exons: 11
Coding region: 135-1601 (488 amino acids)
Biological process (GO): negative regulation of transcription elongation by RNA polymerase II
Cellular component (GO): NELF complex
Source: RefSeq, a predicted model, not a curated record
GGCUGCAUAACAAAUUGGGUUCAACUGAUGAUUUGUGGUCCGGCAAAACAAUAUGCUCUCAGCUGUCACAGGAAAGACUGCAGAGUGUCCAUGCAUGCUUUCAUACAUUACAGCCUCAUGUCAAAGUCAAGCUUAUGCUGUCAUUCCUACAUAUUCCGAGGAGAAAUGUUGACUUGUGUAAAGGGCAGCUUGAAGAGAUUCUGAUGUCAGCUAUACAUGAUACAGACCAAUGGGUAUCUAUGGUAGGAGAGAUCUUGCGCACAUAUCCAGCAACUGGAGCCCUCAAUCUUGAGUUAGAGGAUAAUAAUGGAACAUUUGCAGAGGUUUUGGCUGACCUUAAGAAGAUGGUGAAGCGUUCAGUAGAUGUAAAGAUGUUACCUAUGGAAUGCCAAUUUCUAAACAAGACGGCACUGAUUGCUACAACUGGACAGCAGCCACUUCCCACCAAACAUUUUGCUCUCAAACGUAAACCAAAGUCAGCUGCUUUAAGAGCUGAACUAUUACAAAAAUCAUCGGAAGCAGCUGUUAAUAGGAAGAGAAAUGGAUCUGAUUAUGUACCAAUCAAAGUACGAAGUUUUGCCAAGAAGAUGGACGAUUUUACUCCUUUGAAGGGUAUUCAUGGUAGAAAUGUACCAACUGGGGGUUUCCUGAGUCCAAACUCUGUGGGAAGGAAGUCAGGAUUUCUUGGCAGUUCAGGUUCUUCCAUUGCUGGAACUCCUAACAGAUUGAAUGCUCUGAAAAAAGAAGGUGGAAUUAAGUUGCUAGAUAUUACUGAGCAACCAUUAGCACCUAAAGAAGCCAAGAGGAGAAGAAAGCAGGCUGAGAUAGAAGCUAAUGAGCUAGCAAAGGAGAAGAGAGAAGCAGAAAAAGCUGCUGCUGCAGCUAACCAAACAACAAACCCUGCCCCCUAUACUCCAGAUUAUGCUGCAGGACUUGUAUCCCCAGCACCAGCCAAGAUAAUUGGCAUUGGUCCAAGUUCAGCUGUCUCAUCAUUACCACAAACACAGACUGUGUCUUAUGUACCCACGUCAAAUACAAGAAUCCCGGACCCAUCACCUACUGCAAACACUCAACAAGCUCGGGACAACUUACAGCAACAACUUCAACAACAACUUGGCCAAUCACAAAUCAGAACAACUACUGUCUUGCCAUCCAUUGGUCAAACAUUUCAACAAGCAGCUAUCAAUCAAACUUCUGCCACGCCCACUGGACAGCCAUUACAACCAAUCCAGCCACAGCCUCAAAAUAAUGUUCCACAACCAUUGGCUGCCCAGCAGCAGCAGCAACAACAACCACAAGCAAAGAAAGGACUUUCUCUUACACGUGAACAAAUGAUGGAAGCACAAGAUAUGUUUAAAAAUUCCAACAAAGUUACAAGACCAGAAAAAGCAUUAAUUCUUGGUUUCAUGGCUGGAUCCAGAGAAAACCCGUGUCCUCAGCAAGGUAAUAUAUUAAGUAUACGACUGAGUGAAGCUGAAGAGCUUGUUACUAUGCCUGAUCACACACAGAAACAAAAAUUAGUGGACACUUACUUCCAAAUGAAUUAUUUGACUGGUGAAUGGAAACGUGUGAAAAAAUACAAGGAUUUAGAACAAGGUUGAAUGUGAGGGGAGAGAUAUUCAGUAUUGUGUUUCAAUAUUGUGUUAUGUUUGUAUAACUCUAAAUGAGGAAAUAUAGAAGUUGAAAUUUACCAGCAACGCUUGAUGGUGAGGAGUGAAAGGGAUGGAGAAAAUACUGAUAAGUAUGUGUGCUGGAAUGAAUUGUAUGGUAAAAGCAAAAACAGUACAGUGGUGCUUUUAUUUAUCAUUGAAAUAUGUCAGUGGCAUAGGUUAGAAUUUUCAGUUCUUGUUGUGUAAGUGGUUGAAACUUGAACUUAAAGCUACUAAGUUGGUAUCACAUAUUCUAUUGUAGCAAGUGAGCAACUCUACAGAAAUGGCACAUUGUUCCCCUUAACAUGCCAUUACAGAGAUUAAGAAAGGCAGUUUUCUUUGUCAUAGAGAAUUGUAUUACAAAUGAAUUAACAUUUCAUGAAACAUUUCAGACAAGCAGGUCCUUAUAUCUGAAAUUUCAUUUAAUUUAUCUUCACAUGGAUUUGGUUCAUGCAUUCAGUUGAAUUACUGUAAAUAACUUAAAUUUUGAUUUUUCUAAUUUUCAAUCUAGAUUAAAUUAUCAUUUUUGGAACAAAUGCAUUAUGUCUUUGUAAUACUUUUGUAUGAUAUAAUGUACAGCUCUUAUAAUGGUUGUAGUGGCCUCCAUGGCCCAGUGGUUAAGGUUGCCAACCAACUUCAAAUCACUUGCUCCUCACUGCUGUGGGUUUAAUCUUGUCAGGAGGGAUUUGUUUCUUUCAUGUGAACAAGCUAUCCAGCUAGCUUACGGAAGGUUAGUGGUUCCAUACGAGUGCCUGCUUAUGUACCAAGGGGCACAUGAGGUCUUCCACAGGUAAAUCUGGAUAUUCGAUAAACUCUUACAGGGUCAAUUUGACUUCAAAACCAACAAAGAAAUAACAAAACAAACAAACAUAUAAGGUAUGGUGUAGUCAAUAAGGUUAACUGUGUCUUAAUGACAGUGGUAGGAUUAUUCAUGUAGGUUACUUUUAUAUAAAUUUCUUACAUAAAUUUUAUCAAGCGAUAAAAUCAUCGAUUUUGGAUAUAUUAUUUAGAUUCUAACAUGACACCAGCAAAUAAAUGCUGCUGUACCUGAUAUUAAGCUAGAUUACGCCUGAUUUGUUUCCGUUCUUUUUUUCAGUGCGUCACAUUUUUAGUGGUUAUGUUACAUAUAUAUUGAUUACGUCACAUGUCUAAAUAAAGAAUGUCAACAGUAAUUUUAUUGCAUUAUAACAUAAACUUUCGGUUCUUCUAUAUUCAAUAGGGAAAAAUGCGGGUCGUGUUAUAAUUACCUUUAAUAAGGUACAGGUUACCUCCUAUCUGGUUACUUUAUGAUAAAACAUUGAUGUUUUUGCAUUGAUUCAUGGCAGGUUUGCUUGAAGCAUGUGCACUUAAGUAUAAUUUGAUUAAAUGAAGCUAUUUUAUAAAAAAAUAAUGUUAACAUAAACUUUGUACUAAAAGUAAUAUUUUUUGUUGUCUUGAGUGAAUGAACUGGUUUAUUAGAUCUGCAAGCUUUGAAACCGGAAGUCCAUACACCAUUUAGAAAGUCAAAUCAAAAUUCAUUACAUCAUGUUAUGUACAUUUUGUUGAGUAUUAAAGAGUUCAUUUUCAAAAGCCAGUAUUUCAUGAAUUUAUUAAGUAUUUAUCAUGUUGACAAGUCAGAAGAAUGGUGUUUCAAGUUUGUUGUAUUAAAGUUAUUUCACCAGGCAUUAGCUUGUAUAAUUCAGACAUCUGAGUUCCUUUCUGUAUCAAAUAUUAAAUUUUAUUCUAAAAGGUGACAUGAUUUGUGUUACUCCUAGGCAAUUUGUAUCAUGUCAUGCCAUUCCUGAGACAAUGCAAUGGGGAAGUACUGAAAAUGAGCCAAGUUUUUACCUACUGUCUUUCCCCUCACUGCCAGGUCUAUGCAGUGGUUGUGCCUUUAGUGCCUAGAGAGCUAGGGAUAUUUCCAACUCACAUUACAGGGGUAUUAAUUGAGGGUUUUAUCAUUUGACAUUUUUGAUUAUCAUACCACCAUUAAAUGGUGGUGCAUACCACUUGUGAGGGUGGGGCCUUCACUUGUGGUUCAUAAUCAUAAAGUCAAAGUCACUCUUUACUCAGUGGGAGUGGUAUGUGUCAAGGUAAGAAUUGACUUAUGCAAUAUAUUGGAUUUUACAAGCUUUUGAUUGGUGAAUGACCUUUAUAUCUAUGAUAUAUGUAAUUUGAUGUAUACAUUGUUGUACGAUCUUGCUUUUAGUCAGGAUACUGGGGUAAAGUGCAUUACAGUUUUCGUUUUUGUUGUGUUACUAGGGUGAGAUUGUAGUAUAUUUAGAGAGGCAUAUUGUAUUUUUAUGCCACCGCAGCAUCUGCGAUGCGGUGGCAUAUAGCGAUUCACCUGUGUGUUUGUUUGUGUGUGUGUGUGUUAUAUAGAUUAUAUAGUGAACUUAAAAAAUCUUCUUGUGAAAAACCACUAGUCCAAUUUCAACCAAACUUGGCAGGAUUGUUCCUUGGGUGAAGGCCUUACAAAGUUGUGCAAAGAAUUUCAUUCUAUGCAGAAUUCUGGUUGCCAUGGCAACCAAAAGGAAUUAUAAGAAUAAAUUAAAAAAAUCUUCUAGGCCUCAGGCUUAGAUAUUUUGCAUAAGGCAUUGUCUGGUAGACCUCUACCAAGAUUGUUCAAAUUAUAUCCCUGGGGUCCAAAUUGGCCCCGCCCCGGGGGUCAUUGAUUUUCACUAUAUGUACAUAUAGUAAAAACUUAAAAUACCUUCUUGUCUGAAGGUACCAGGCUUAGAGGUUUGAUAUUUGGUAUGUGUUAUCAUCUAUAGGUACUCUACCAAAGUUGUUCAAAUUUUGCCUCUAGUGUCAAAAUUAGCCCUGCCCCGGGGGUCAUAUGUAUAUAGUAAAAACUUAAAAAAUCAUCUUCUCUAAAUUGACAAAGGCUAGAGGUUAGAUAUUUUGCAUGAAACAUUGUGUAGUGAACCUCUAGCAAGAUUGAGCAAAUUAUAGCCCUGGGGUCAAAAUUGGCCCCACCCCUGGGGGUCAUUGAUUUUCACUAUGUACAUAUAGUAAAAAAUUAAAAAAUCUUAUUGUCUGAAGGUACAAGGCUUAGAGCUUUGAUAUUUGGUAUAUGAUAUCAUCUAUAGGUACUCUACCAAAGUUGUUCAAAUUUUGCCUCUAGUGUCAAAACUAGCCCUGCCCCGGGGUCAUAGGUUUUCCUUACAUGUAUAUAGUAAAAACUUUAAAAAAUCACCUUCUCGAAUUGACAAAGGCUAGAGGUGAGACAUUUGCAGUAAACAUUGUGUAGUGAACCUUUAGCAAGAUUAUUCAAAUUAUAGCCCUUCGGUCAAAACAAAAAAAAUGUGUUCCUACAUUACUAUUUUAGUGUUGUAUUUAUGCGGUGGCAUAGCAUUUUUUACAAAUGCAAACUUGUUUUAAAAUUAGUAUGUUGAUAGGACCCACAUAUUAUUCUUUUACUAGCAUUUUGCGCUUUUUAUGCCCCCACAAUAUGGGAGCAUAUAGCGUUGCACUUGUCCGUCCGUCCGUCAGUCCGUCUGUACGUCCCGAAAUCUUGUGAACGCAACUCCUCUUAAACCAGAUGGCAGAUUUUGCUUAAACUUACAGGGAUGAACAACCUUAAUGUGUAGAUGGCAGUAAAGGAAGGAAUUUUGGCUGCAACCAAAUUUAACAAAAUUAUGGCCCUUUGUUGAUUUUUUCACUAUAUACUAUGUAGAAAUUUUGUGAACGCAACUCCUCUUAAACCGGAUGGCAGAUUUUGCUUAAACUUACAGGGAUGAACAACCUUAAGGUGUAGAUGGUAUUAAAGGAAGGAAUUUUCGCUGUGACCAAAUUUUACAGAAUUAUGGCCCUUUGUUGAUUUUUUCACUAUAUACUAUGUAGAAAUUUUGUGAAUGCAACUUCUCUUAAACCGGAUGGCAGAUUUUGCUUAAACUUCCAGGGAUGAACAACCUUAAUGUGUAGAUGGCAGUAAAGGAAGGAAUUUUUGCUGCAACCUAAUUUAACAGAAUUAUGGCCCUUUGUUGAUUUUUAGUUUUCAACUUGUGGCACAUGUAGUCCAAAAAAUAUUUGACCUAGAGUCAUAAGAUUGACAGAACAGUGGCGUGUGGGGGCAUCCGUGUCCUAUGGACACAUUUCUAGUUUUGCCUUGUCUUGGGUUUUGCCUUGUCUUGGGUUUGAAGCUCAGCUUUCAUAUACUGUCGUACUGCACCAGCAAUCCGAAAACAAUAUAUAUGACAUUAAGUGGAAUGUCUCAAUUUAAUGCCGUUGUAACUAUGGUUUUAUGUUUAUUUGCCCAGAUGAUUAUAGAAUCUAGUUAAUGUCAGUUAUAUUUUAGUAUAAUUUUUCUUGAUAAAAAGUGCCGGAACAAGAAAAAUUAUAUAUAUAAGGAAGAAAGUCAUGAGCAGGAGAUUAUACAGAGGAAAAACAUACAAAAUUAUAUAAGGUCAAUAAGCUAUAUAAGGUCAAUAAGCAUGAAGAAAAAGCAAUGGUCGCUGUGGUGUAUUGGUUCACAAUCCAGAGACCCUUGGUUCAUGUCCUGGCUGCAGUGUACCGAUUUUUCAAGGUUUUUUAUGUUUGGUAUAUAAAUAUAUAUGGCAAGAUGUAUAAACUUUUAGCAGCAAUAAUAAUAAUAGGCAAAUGCUACCAGUGUAGCCCAAAUUGUAGUAUUAUGAUGGUAGACCAACUAGGUAUUCAUUUUAUGCAGAAACAAUCCAUGUCAUUUAUUAGCAUGACUUAUUGGAGAGAAUCAUUUUUGUAAUAACAUGGAAAUGAAAUGUACUGGAAAUUCACUGAAAUACAUGGCUGUUUAUGUUACAAUGUAAUAAUUUUAACACUGCUAAAACAUUCAAAUCUGUUUUGUUGUUCAGUUGCAGUAAUUUGUUUUUAAAAUCCUUUAAUUUAGAAAUUGAAUAUUUAAAACGGGUCAAGGUUCUAUACCGUACAACUUGACAGAUUAAUAGGUAUAAGAAAUAUUUGGAUUUUAGUUUGUAGCUGAUUUUUAUGUUCACAUACAGAAAAUAUGUGUAAAAGUGGUACUAUAAGUGGUAUUAUAGUAUGUAAUUAUUCUUGUCUAAGGGUUUGGCAUUUCAAUUUUCUACAUGUGUAUGUUUUGAAUAGAUAUUUAUUUUGAAAAAUAUAUGAAAUAAAAAGAUAAAAUAUGCAAAAUAA